CCCACAUCUGGCACUGCAGGCACAACCAGGCGGCGGCGGCCACGAGGCCAGGCGGCGGCCGGGAGGACCUGCGCCCCGCGCCCUUCUGCGCCCGCGGGCACCAUGAGCGGCCGAGUCGGGGACCUGAGCCCCCAGCAGCAGGAGGCGCUAUCCAGGUUCCGGGAGAACCUCCAGGACCUGCAGCCCAGAGUGCCCACUGCUGAUGACUACUUCCUCCUGCGGUGGCUUCGAGCUCGAGACUUUGACCUGCGGAAAUCCGAGGACAUGCUCCGGAGGCACAUGGAGUUCCGGAAGCAACAAGACCUGGACAACAUUCUCUCAUGGCAGCCCCCUGAGGUCAUCCGGCUGUACGACUCGGGCGGUCUGUGUGGCUACGACUAUGAAGGCUGCCCUGUGUACUUCAACAUCAUCGGGUCCCUUGACCCCAAGGGUCUCCUGCUGUCAGCCUCCAAGCAGGAUAUGAUCCAGAAGCGCAUCAAGGUCUGCGAACUGCUUUUGCGUGAGUGUGAGCUGCAGACUCAGAAGCUAGGCAGGAAGAUCGAGACGGCACUGAUGGUGUUUGACAUGGAGGGGCUGGGCCUGAAACACCUGUGGAAGCCAGCUGUGGAGGUCUACCAGCAGUUUUUUAGCGUCCUUGAAGCAAAUUAUCCUGAGACUCUGAAGAAUUUAAUUGUUAUUCGAGCCCCCAAACUGUUCCCUGUGGCCUUCAACUUGGUCAAGUCGUUCAUGAGUGAGGAAACACGCAGGAAGAUUGUAAUUCUGGGAGACAACUGGAAGCAGGAGCUGACGAAAUUCAUCAGCCCCGACCAGCUGCCCGCGGAGUUUGGAGGGACCAUGAUUGACCCAGAUGGCAACCCCAAGUGCCUGACCAAGAUCAACUAUGGGGGUGAGGUGCCCAAGAGCUACUACCUGUGCAACCAGGUGAGGCUGCAGUAUGAGCACACGGAGUCCGUGGGUCGAGGCUCCUCCUUGCAGGUGGAGAACGAGAUCCUGUUCCCAGGCUGUGUGCUCAGGUGGCAGUUCACAUCGGAUGGUGGGGACAUCGGCUUUGGGGUUUUCCUGAAGACCAAAAUGGGGGAGCGGCAGAGGGCUCGGGAGAUGAUGGAGGUGCUGCCCAGCCAGCGCUACAAUGCCCACCUGGUGCCUGAGGAUGGGAGCCUCACCUGCCUCAAGGCUGGCGUCUAUGUCCUGCGCUUUGACAACACCUAUAGCCGGUUGCACGCCAAGAAGCUCAGCUAUACUGUGGAAGUGCUGCUUCCCGACAAGGCCUCUGAGGAGACACUGCAGAGUCUCAAGGCGACGAGUCCCUCCCCAACACAGUGAAGACCCUAGCCCCUCAGCCUGUGUGCUCCAACCCCUUUGCACCCACCCCUGAUCCCUGCCGACCCAGGCAGGGUGGUGCUGAAGGUGGCUGCAAAGAGUCACCUGUCCCACAUCACCAUCUCAGCUCAUUGUGGGCCCACCUGCCACAGUGGCCAAGCAGUAAAGGGCCACCAGGGCAUAGACCAUGCUGAAGAUUCAGACAGGAACCUUUUUGUUCCCAGAGAAUGGGAUGAGAAUGAGACACUGAAGACGACCCCGUCCACUGAAGAUGGGUCCUGCCUGCAGGAGCUGCCCUUCCAUCCAUCCCGACAGGGUCCAGCCACCCAGGACUCGCCCAUGCCUGGAGUUCUGGCUUCAGGGGCUGUGCAUGGCCCAGGCCCUGUGGGCAUCACUGCCUCAGGCCUGAAAAGCAGAGAAGCCUGGUUCUCUGCACGUAGGAGGUCAGCAGGGGUGGGCAGGCCCAGCUGGAGGUGGCUGGGUAAUGAGAUGAAACAAGAGUGAGGGUCCUGUUUCCAGCAGAGCACUGGGGCCCAUCCAGGUUUGUUCUGCCACCACUGGAUGGAAAAUUGGAAAUGGGCUGGGCACGGCGGCUCACACCUAUAAUCCCAGCACUUUGGGA
Molecule: messenger RNA, 1942 nt
Organism: Saimiri boliviensis boliviensis (Bolivian squirrel monkey)
Lineage: Eukaryota; Metazoa; Chordata; Mammalia; Primates; Cebidae
Product: SEC14-like protein 4
Cellular component (GO): cytoplasm
Source: RefSeq, a predicted model, not a curated record